UGAUAUAUACCCUGUGAAAUUGAACAAGAAAUUUCAAAACAACAUUAAAUCACUACACAUAAAGUAUUACUGGAAUUGAAUCAAUAGCUGAUGUUUAGCCAAAAGUAGCCAAUGGAACAAGAACAAUCUAUUAUAAUUGAAUAUUUAAAAUUUGUGCCAAAUUUAAACGAUCCCUUCUUACCAAAGAGCUGCCAAGAUCUGCAUUUCAAAAGCCAAAUCUUCCAGAUUUGGUCACGCCUUUUCAAAUACUUCCGGCUGUUCCAUAACUCAGUGGGUGAAACCCUCAGAGGUUCCAGCUGAAGCAGAAAGAAGGGGAAGCCAUGGGCAACUCACAGGGAGAGGAGCAGCUGGCUCAGCCAGCUGGAACUGAGGCCUGGGGUCAGGGAGCCAUCUUCAAAUCACGACUCUGGGAUGUAAACCAGAAAUCCCUCUACCUUCAGAACAAUGAACUAAUAGCCGGAUACUUGCAAGCUCCCAACUCUGCACUGGAAGAAAAGAUUUUCUGGAUCCGCAACCGGGCCUUUGGCCAAAAGAACUUCCCAGUCAUCCUGAGCAUUCAGGGUGGGAAGAGCUGCCUGGCCUCCUCUCCUGGCUCCCCACCUGAGCUGCAGUUGGAGAGCAUCAACAUCACAGACCUGUGCAAAGAUAAAGAGGCCUCCGCCCGCUUCACCUUCUUCAUGUCUAACAAAGACGGGAUAUGGCGUUUCGAGUCAGCUGUCCACCCGGGCUGGUUCCUCUGCACUUCUUCCAAAGCCAACGAACCCAUUGGGCUGAUCAAUGAUCCAGGCUCUUCUCAUCUGGUGGACUUCUACUUUCAGCCUGAGUCUUAGCUGGCCUCUCCACCUCCCUCCAAAGCACAAAGCCCACCCCUCGUAGUCUCACAGCUGCUCCUUUCUCUAAGUCCAAGCAUUUCUGCAGGGUGGGGUCACUUUUCAGGAGAACAAAGCGGCAGGGAAGAGAUGCCGUGUUUCUAGACUUAGCGGACACUCAUAGCUCACUUUCUGGAUUCAGAAAUUCAGGUUUUGCAGCUAGCAGCCACAAAAUUAUCUGCAGACCUCCAAAGCUACGAGUGCAAAAUAUGCCAGCCAAUUUAUGAGCUCUGGUUUCCCACAAAGGAAUUAAAUACCUUUAAAGUAACUGUAUUGACUGCAUUUCAUUCUAAUGAUUUCAAAAUAUGCAUUAAAUAAAAAACUCAUUUUGUCUUA
Messenger RNA from Thamnophis elegans (Western terrestrial garter snake), 1205 nucleotides. Its product is annotated as interleukin-1 receptor antagonist protein-like. Lineage: Eukaryota; Metazoa; Chordata; Lepidosauria; Squamata; Natricidae. Bases 321 to 830 code for a protein of 169 amino acids. Gene Ontology annotation, biological process: positive regulation of gene expression; inflammatory response to antigenic stimulus; cellular response to lipopolysaccharide. Gene Ontology annotation, molecular function: cytokine activity; interleukin-1 receptor binding. The transcript has 5 exons. The record is from RefSeq and is a predicted model, not a curated record.